GAUAGUGUGCGUAACUGGGAGGGGUGAUUCUCCCUGGCUCUCGUCCUCAAACUGGUACAUGAUAGGGUACAUAUCUCUGUGUGCAUCGUGUGUAUAUCGUGUCAGUGACCUUGAAAUAAGGGUUAUUCGUGUAAAAUAUCAAAAUAUUAAACGAACAAAAUAUGUAAAAUUCGGACACUGCUGGGUUCGCAAUUUUUAAUUAAAAACAAUUCUGACAAGUCUUACACGGUCAUGUUUCUUCGACUUUGAACGAAGUGCAGAUACUUGUCAUUUACUGUAUCAUUUGUAUACAUAAUUCUCUUCCUCUUGUUUAAAACUCGAUGUAUGAGACAGAUUCUGUAUAUUUUAAAAGUUGACAGGUAAUAUUAAUAAUACAAUGGACGACAGAACAGAGAGAAAAAGACUGAAUUACAAGGAUAAACUUGUAUUAGCGCCUAUGGUGCGAAUUGGUACGCUUCCUAUGCGUCUCCUUGCGCUCGAUUACGGUGCGGAUAUCGUAUACACCGAGGAACUGAUAGACAGGAAAUUAUUACGAUCAUUUCGUCGUGUAAACGAUGUUUUGGGAACGGUCGAUUACAUAGACAAAACAGAUGGCAUGGUAACUUUUCGAACCUGUCCCAAAGAAAGGGACAGAGUAGUUUUGCAAAUCGGUACAUGCGAUGCGGAAAGAGCAUUGACCGUUGCUAAGAUGGUGGAGCAGGAUGUUGCUGGAAUCGAUGUAAAUAUGGGCUGCCCUAAACAGUUUUCCUUGGUAGGGAAAAUGGGUGCAGCUCUUUUAAAAGAACCAGAAACAGCUGCUCACAUUUUGAGAACCCUGGUGAACAACCUCAGCAUUUCAGUAACUUGUAAAAUUCGUGUAUUGCCAGAUUUGGAUAAGACUAUAGAAUUCUGCCAGCUUAUGCAAUCGACCGGUAUAUCGGCGAUCGCGAUCCAUGGUCGAACCGUUGACGAGAGACCGCAACACAUGAAUCGCAACGAAGUUCUGAAGGAAAUCUCUAAAAGAUUAUCCAUACCUGUUAUAGCAAAUGGAGGUUCCAAAGAGAUACAGAAAUAUUCUGAUAUUAUCAAAUUUAAGGAAAUAACAGGGUGCAGUAGCGUGAUGCUCGCACGUGCAGCUGAGUGGAACUGUUCGAUAUUUAAAAAGGAAGGUUUACUCCCCAUGGAAGAUGUAAUAAAAUCAUAUUUGAAAUAUGCAGUGGAUUGCGAUAAUCCACCUUCCAAUACUAAGUAUUGUGUACAGAAUAUUCUCAGAGAUCAGCAAGAAUCAGCGCUAGGAAAGAAGUUCCUUAAUUCUCAAACUUUAGAACAGAUAUGCGAUUGUUGGGAUUUAAGUGAGUAUUGUCGUUUAAAGAGAAGUGAGUUCGAGAAGAAUGGAUUUCUGGGGAGAUCUCAAGUCUCGCCUAUGAGAGAUGACGAGGAACACACUCAGUCCAACAAAAGAAAGCUCUCGGAAGAGGAAGAUGUAAUUUUAAUGCAUUGCGCGUUCUUGAGGAAUAAUUACGUAACGGAUCUUGAAUUACCGAAAACAAUUUUGCAUAAGUGGAUGCAAACUCAAAGAAAAAAGAUGCCAAGCUAUAAUACGCAACAGAAAGGAAAGCUUUUCCGAUCCAUUGUUACCGUCGAUGGAAGAAAAUAUGGAUCAUCUUUCUGGGAGAAGAAUAAGAAAUGGGCAGAGCAGGGUGCCGCGUUAGUUUGCCUAUUUUCUUUAGACCUAGUUAACAAAAAGUCUUUCAUUGCAAACGGCAAUGCUCCUUCUUGAUACUGGAUUAUUGAAGAUUAAUCAUAAGAACGUUGUAUGAAUAAAUGUUUCCUAUUGAUUUGACGAGAGUUCAACGUACAUAUUUUUAUUAGCUUUGUUAAAAAUAAAAAUGGUUUUGUUACGAA
This is a messenger RNA of Ceratina calcarata, 1884 nucleotides long. RefSeq names its product Dihydrouridine synthase 2 (gene Dus2). The transcript is spliced from 6 exons. The coding region runs from base 377 to 1759 and encodes 460 amino acids. Gene Ontology annotation, biological process: tRNA dihydrouridine synthesis. Lineage: Eukaryota; Metazoa; Arthropoda; Insecta; Hymenoptera; Apidae. Gene Ontology annotation, cellular component: cytoplasm. The record is from RefSeq and is a predicted model, not a curated record. Gene Ontology annotation, molecular function: tRNA binding; flavin adenine dinucleotide binding; tRNA dihydrouridine synthase activity.